This is a messenger RNA of Hibiscus syriacus, 294 nucleotides long. RefSeq names its product K(+) efflux antiporter 1, chloroplastic-like. Gene Ontology annotation, cellular component: membrane; chloroplast. Gene Ontology annotation, biological process: proton transmembrane transport. Gene Ontology annotation, molecular function: potassium:proton antiporter activity. Bases 1 to 294 code for a protein of 97 amino acids. The record is from RefSeq and is a predicted model, not a curated record. The transcript is spliced from 2 exons. NCBI's taxonomy places the organism in Eukaryota, Viridiplantae, Streptophyta, Magnoliopsida, Malvales, Malvaceae.
AUGUCCAUUGACCCGAAACUUCUUUCAAAUUUUCCUGUCAUUGCGGCAACAUUGGGACUCUUAAUUGGUGGCAAGACUAUACUGGUGGCACUGAUUGGUAGACUUUUUGGUAUUUCAAUCAUAUCUGGCAUAAGGGCUGGUUUUCUUCUUGCUCCAGGGGGAGAAUUCGCAUUUGUGGCUUUUGGUGAAGCUGUUAAUCAGGGUAUAAUGUCCUCUCAGCUAUCCUCGUUGUUGUUCCUUGUUGUAGGGAUCUCAAUGGCCCUCACACCAUGGCUCUCGUUUCGAGCUUGUUGA